Messenger RNA from Malania oleifera, 1362 nucleotides. RefSeq lists its product as uncharacterized. The record is from RefSeq and is a predicted model, not a curated record. The transcript is spliced from 4 exons. Lineage: Eukaryota; Viridiplantae; Streptophyta; Magnoliopsida; Santalales; Ximeniaceae. Bases 189 to 1268 code for a protein of 359 amino acids. Gene Ontology annotation, cellular component: cytoplasm. Gene Ontology annotation, molecular function: electron-transferring-flavoprotein dehydrogenase activity; flavin adenine dinucleotide binding.
GUUGCCGAAAGCACAAGAAAGAAUGAAAAAGAAAGAAUAAUAGAAAACACCUUUCUCGUCUUCUAUUUGUAUCAGCCGAUAGAGGGGCCAGGAACAAUAGAGAAGGACCUUUCUUGUCUUCUACCUGUACCAGCCGAUAGAAAGGCCAGGAAGGUGUGUCUUCACAUUCAAUCUCUAUCUCGUGGGCUAUGGCGGCGGAAGAGGCUGGAGUGCAUAAGAAAAGGGUGGUGGUCAUCGGAGGUGGAGUUGCCGGCGCCUUCAUUGCCAAGUCUCUCCAGUCUCUCACUGAUGUUGUCCUCAUAGACCCUAAGGAGUAUUUUGAGAUCCCAUGGGCGAGUUUGAGAUGUAUGGUGGAACCAUCUUUUGCAGAGAGAACAUUGAUUAAUCACAGUAAUUACCUCAACAAGGGCUGUAUUGUUACAUCUACUGCUAUCAAUAUAACAGAGCAUGAAGUCAGGACUGCAGAGGGCUCUCUUAUUCCAUAUGAUUACUUGGUUAUUGCCACUGGACACAUGGAUUCUGUUCCCAUAACUAGAAAGGAGAGGCUCAGUCAGUACCAGGAAGUGUUCCAAAAGAUACAAUCUGCUAGUUCAAUUCUGAUUGUUGGAGGGGGUCCCACAGGCGUGGAACUUGCGGGUGAAAUUGCUGUUGACUUUCCUGAUAAGAAGUUGACUCUAGUGCACCGUGGUUCAAGGUUGCUAGAAUUUAUUGGUCCUAAGGCCUCAAAAAAGACACUCAAUUGGUUGACAGCAAAGAAAGUUGAAGUGAUUUUAGGGCAAUCUGUUGAUUUAGGCUCUGCAUCUGAUGGUGUUUAUAGAACAUCUGGUGGAGAAACUAUUACAGCAGAUUGCCAUUUUGUGUGUAUAGGAAAGCCUAUAGGUUCAUCAUGGCUUAAAGACACCUUCUUGAAUGAUAGUUUGGAUGAUAAAGGAAGGUUGAUGGUUGAUGAGCACUUACGGGUCAAGGGUUGCAACAAUGUUUUUGCCAUUGGAGAUAUUACUGAUAUUCCAGAAUUGAAACAGGGUUAUUUGGCAGAAAGCCAUGCUGCAGUAGCUGCUAGGAACUUGAAGUUGUUGGUGUCGGGGGGUGGAGAGAGCAAAAUGGCUAAUUAUCGACCUGGUUCAGCAAUCGCAAUCGUUUCACUCGGGAGGAAGGAAGGCGUGGCACAGUUCCCCUUCAUCACAUUAAUCGGAUGCACUCCUGGCUUUAUUAAAUCCGGAGACUUGUUUGUGGGGAAGACAAGAAAGAAACUUGGCUUCAAACCUUGAAUUCUGGGUAGUUUAGAAUUGAGCCUUUAUGAAUAAAUAUAAACAUAUAACGUUAUUUUCACCUUUAUAAAUAAUACUACACAAAAUUGAGACA